GCAGCCGGUGACCCCCCAUCACUUUCUACCCGAUUCUCAGUGCCUAUGGUGUGGAACAAAAAUAAGGGAGAGACCUGUCAUAAGAGCACGUUGUUUGUGUGUGUGCGUACCGUACCGCCAUGGCAUAUCUCGUCGAAGGAAGAUGGCUGCCGGAAUUCUUUCAAAAAUUUUUUCCCUACACACACACACUCUGAAAAAUGACGUCGCUGCUCCAGUGUCUUGUACAGGAGCCCGACUUGGCAAUAUUAGACGUGACGGGCUGUGACCGGUGACCGUGUCGGCGCGGAUGUUUGAUGGGAUGAUUUUGAUGAUGAUGGCGCCUCCGAAAAUAAAAGAAAGAAGAAGAAAACCAGCGUUUCCUUCGGUUCCUCUAUCCACUUUUGGGCCUCUCACGAAAAGAAGGAAGAAGAAGAAGAAAAUAAAAAGAAGAAACAGUUUGCUGGCCUUUUCCGCUACUUGAAUCCAUCGCUUGGAGGUGUACGUGUGUGUGUGUGCUUUAAGUCGUUUUUAUCCGGCUAUGCUUUUAUUUCAUUUUAUUUUAUUUUAAGGGAAAUGAUUAAAAUAAGAAAAUUUUAGAUACACCCUUAAUCGGUUCCAUCGCAUUUUAAAUAAUCUGGAAUUUUUAUGUUAGAUUUGAAUUUGAAUUUCUUUUCUAUGAAAUUUGUUGGUUAUUUCUUUUAAUUUUAGGAUAUGACCUCUCUUGUUGCUGCUGCUGCUGCUGCUGCCAGGGGGUUGUCCCGGCGCCGCCUGGGCGGAGACUCGGUCCGUCCCCCUCUUUCCUUCAACUCUUCUUCUUCAUGGUUGGGGUGGGUGGGUGAGCGCUGGUGGGUGGUAAGAGUAGCACGGCCACUAACUUACCAAGUACUUUGAUCAUAAAAAUCGAUUUAGUUUUUUUUUUUUUUAAAUUUAUUUAUUCAUUUCGAAUUAAAAAGAAAAGAAAAUUAUCUAAAAAUUUCAAUUCCGUCAAUUCAGGUUUUUCACCAUUUUUCUAUUAUCUAUUUUACCUGAUUUAUAUUUUAUUGAUUUAUAAUUUUUUUUUUCUUUGAAAAUUGCGUUUGUCAAAUUCUACUGGAAUUGUUAUCAUCACAUGUUUGACUUGUCUUGUGCCACGCGCGCUCUUCAAGUUCUUUAGUGGAGAGGGGGGUAGGGAGGGAUAUUAUCAUCAUCUUCUUCUUCUUUCUUUCUUUCCUUGACUACUCCGACAUUGGCUCCCGCCUCCCAACCCGACUGUGCACCACCCACCCACCGCCGCCGCCACAUUUUAUUUUAUUUUUUUUUAUUUUUUUUUCGUCUUAUUUUUUCUUAUAAUUUUUUCACCACCACCACAACCCGCCAGGAGACCUCAGCAAGUCCCUCCCACCCCACCCCACCGGGCCCCCCUCCGCAUAGCCCCCGCUCGGCUAUUUAACGCAGAUCUCCGGCUGCCGACCAGCGUGAAUUCUCCAUCAACAUCGGCCGGAACCAGUCGAAUACAUUUCCUCCCUCCGAAAAACAAAAUUUCUAAACGAACGAACUCGAACUCUGAAAAUCAUCGGACGGUUUUAUUUUCCAAAGUUGAAAUUUUAUCAAAAUUUUUUAGAAAAAUUUCGUGUGAGAGAAACAAAUUUGAAUUUGAAAAUCGUCCCGUUGUCCGGAAACAACCCCCCAACUAAAGUGCGGAUCAACGACCCAAAUCAACUUUAAAAAACGAAGGAGAGAACCACACAAGCAAAAGUUGAAUUAACACACACACAAACAAACAAACAAGAAGAAAGAAAGAAAAAAAAGCCAAUUAGCAGGAUGAUUCGCCGAGAAGGAGGAGUCGGUGGAGGAACAGGAAGAGGAACGACGCUUGCGGCCCUGGUAGCCCUGAUGCUCCUGGCUGGACUGACCCAUUACACAGUCACUGCCGCUCCAUGGGAAUCGGAACCGGAAUCAGGAUGUUACUACAUGUUCCAGCACUACAGCGAAGGUGACCGUAUCAUCACCAACGAGCCUUGCCUCAACUGCACCUGUCACGACUCGAUGCUCAUGUGCUUCCUCAAGGUCUGCCCGUUCGCCAAGCCCAUCGGCCAGGACUGCCAGAUCGAAAAGCGGCCCGAUCAGUGCUGCCCCAUCAUUACCUGCCCAGAACUUCCGGUGCCCAUUAUGAGCAUGAACAUGACCUUGCCGGGAAUGGGCAGCAUCUCCGGCGGCGGCAGCGGUUCAUCCGCCCCGUCAUCAUCGCCUUCUGGCGGCGGCAUCGCAACGGCCGUGACGACGACAUUUCGACCUCCGCAAACGGUGGUGACGCCAUCCGGAAGCGUCAACCUGGCCGACACGGAGGGCUGUCUGAUUGACGGCCAAUUUUACGGCGACGGAGCCCAGGUCCCAUCCGAUCCGGCCAAGCCUUGCGACCUCUGCUACUGCAUCCGCAACCACACAGCCUGCGUCAUGCAGGAGUGCGUCCUCCAGGUUGAAGGCUGCUCGCCCGUCUUGCUGGACGGCGUCUGCUGCCCGGUCCGCUACGACUGCGACGCUACCAACUUGACCAGCUCGACGACGCCCAUCCCCAGCGGCGGACAGUUUGGCUGCGUACUAGACGGCCAGUCGUACAGCGACGGCGACUUUGUCCCAUCCAGCAACCCCUGCGACUAUUGCUACUGCAUGCACGGCGACAUAGUCUGCGCCGUCCAGGAUUGCGCCCAUCCGCUGGAAUUCUUCUCCAACACGUGCAAGCAGGUGCCCAAGACCAGCCCGACUCAAUGCUGCCCGACUUACGAGUGCGGAGCCCCACCGGCCAUCACGGUCGUGCCCACUCUGCCCGGAUUGGAGGAGGAAGUGACCACUUUGUCUUCCGCCACGGAGAGCGGAGUUCAAGAGGGUUCAGCCGCAUCCAGCACUCAGGGUUCAACCACAUCCACCUCAGAAGGUUCAACUACAACCGCCGCAGAAGGUUCAUCAACCACAUCCGCCACGGAUGGUUCUAGCGCUGCAGCUCCCGAACAAGGCCCAUCCACUCCAGCGGUGGCUGAAGAAAAUACGGAAGAAAUCGGCUCAUCCAGCGCUGCUACUGCGGCUCCACCGACCAUUCCGGAAGAAGUGAAAACCACUCCGUUGGACAGCAGCAACGAAGGCACUGAGGCACCGGCCGUUUCGUUCGAGACUACCUCUUCCGCUUCCAGCUCAUCCGCUCAGCCGGAAGGAGGCGACUUGGUCACCGAUGGAGUUAGCUCCUCAUCGUCUUCCACUUCCGAACCCGAAACUGAAACUGACGAAGGUUCUGGUAGCUCAACUGAUGCCGGAAGCGUUUCUUCCGUCUCGUCGGAAUCUUCCGAAUCGGCGCCAUCCACAACUGAAAAGCCCAGCCAAGUCGUUCCGGCCGAUGCCACUCCCGUACCUGAAAUUCAGCCGUCGACUCCAUCCGCAGAGGAAUCCACCGACGCUUCCGUCUCCGCCGUUUCUCCGGCUGUUACUCCGGCCGUCACCGAAGGCGAAAUCGUCCAACCAGCCACUACGCUCUCGCCGGAAUCGGAGCUGACCGACGGUAACGACUUCAACGUGGUCGUCAUCUCCUCGCAGAAACCUUCCGUUCCGGCCACCACACCCUCAUCCGAAUCUCACGUGACGGAAUCCGAAACUUCCACGGAUGCCGAAGUUGUUCCGGACGCAACCACCGCCUCUCCCGCCAUCCAUUUGUCGUCCACUUCGGCCUCGCCCAGUGACAGCCAAACCGACGACUCGGCAUCCAGCACGGAUGCUUCCGUUCCGGCCGUCUCGCCGACCUCCGAAUCUCAGGCCACGGAAUCUGAAUCUUCCACCGAUGCGGAUGAUGUUGACACCACGGCUUCCUCUGUUACCACUGGAGUUCCCGCCGGAAUUGAGGGCCAGUCUACGACUACGGUUUCACCCACUGAAAGCGAAGAUGAUGAGAAGGAACCGUCCAGUACCGACACUUCCAUUCCGGCCGUUUCAAUCCCUUCCGAAGCCCAGACCACUGAUGCGGAUGUUGUUGAUACAACGACGUUCUCGACUACCACAUGGUUCCCCACCGGAACUGGCCAUUUCCAACAUUCGUCGACCACUCCCGAAGCUCAGACCACCGAUGCGGAUGUUGUUGAUACGACAACUUUCUCGACGACCACUUGGUUCCCCACCGGAACUGGCCACUUCCACCAUACAUCGACUACGGUUGCAUCCACAGAAGCUGAAGAUCAAACGGAUUCUUCCAGCACGGACGCUUCCGGGACCUCGGAUGUAACUUCAACCCCUUCUUCGCUAGAUAUCUCAUCCGGAUUCACAUCUGAGCCCCUUGUCACCGAGUCCGCCGUCACCAGCUCACCGUCCACCGAAGCCGAAGGAAGUGACGAAGUAACCGAAAAACCGGAAGAAGUUGAAACACCGGAAGGAACCGAGAAACCAGAUGAAACCGAUAACGUCACUGAAUCCGAAGUAUCAUCUUCUUCCGCUUCUUCCACUGAUGUCAGCGCCCCAUCCGGCGAAACUUCGACCGACGCCAGCCCAACAUCCAGUGAAUCGUCGUCCGACGCAAGUCCGACAUCCAGCGAAUCCUCGACCGAUGCCAGCCCAGUAUCCAGCGAAUCUUCGACUGACGCCAGCCCAGUAUCCAGCGAAUCCUUGACAGACUCCGCCCAAACAUCCAGUGAAUCCUCGACGGACGCUAGUCCAGUAUCCGGUGAACCAUCGACCGACUCCGGCCCAGUAUCCAGUGAAUCUUCGACUGACGCCAGCCCAGUAUCCAGUGAAUCCUUGACAGACUCCGCCCAAACAUCCAGCGAAUCCUCAACGGAUUCCAGCCCAGUAUCCAGCGGACCUUCAACCGACGCCAGUCCAGUAUCCAGUGAAUCCUCGACUGACGCCGGCCCAGUAUCCAGCGAAUCCUCGACUGACGCCAGCCCAGUAUCCAGUGAAUCCUUGACAGACUCCGCCCAAUCAUCCAGCGAAUCCUCAACGGAUUCCAGCCCAGUAUCCAGUGAAUCCUCGACUGACGCCGGCCCAGUAUCCGGUGAACCAUCGACCGACUCCUUCCCAGUAUCUGGUGAACCAUCGACUGACGCCGGCCCAGUAUCCAGCGAAUCCUCGACUGACGCCGGCCCAGUAUCCAGCGAAUCCUCGACUGACGCCAGCCCAGUAUCCAGUGAAUCCUUGACAGAUUCCGCCCAAACAUCCAGCGAAUCCUCAACGGAUUCCAGCCCAGUAUCCAGCGGAUCUUCAACCGACGCCAGUCCAGUAUCCAGUGAAUCCUCGACUGACGCCGGCCCAACAUCCAGCGAAUCGUCUACCGACAGCGAAGUUGCAACUGAAGAUUCUAGCGACAGCCAAUCUCCAUCCAGCACCCAAGGAUCUACAGUUUCCUCUAGCUCCGCCUCUACUCCGGAAGUGGAAGAACCAUCAUCCACCACCGAUUCCGUCGAGUCGGAGGCUUCAACUUCUUCCGUCACCGAAGCUCCGGCCAAUCACCACACGGUGCCCGAGAUCGCCGCCUCCACAUUGGAGACGGAAGCGCCCAGCACCGGCGACGAGACUUUCACCACCCCGUCGUCGGACAUCAGCUCAAUUCCGGGCGAGGGCAGUUGCUUGUUGAACAACGUCACCUACUCGAACGGAGCCGACGUUCCAGUGCCCAGCCCAUGCCAGCAAUCCUGCAGCUGCGAGUCAUCCAUCAUCCGCUGCGUCAUUGUCGAGUGCGAGGAGAAACCCAACCACAUGCCAAACUGCCGGCCCGUCUUCUCUCCCGACAAGUGCUGCCCAGUGUUCGAAUGCGACGACGAGGAGGAUUUGGUCACCACCGUCAUUCCGGAAUCGUCAUCAUCCAGCUCGGUCACGGAAUCUAGCGGAAAUCAAGUCGAUUCGGCCACCGAUGGAGCGUCGUCUGCUGAGGAAGGAUCAGGACAAGAAGUUACCGAUGAACCUACUUCCGGCUCGUUGAAACCAUCGACGGAAUCCGGAUCGCCAUCCACUGAAGAUGACUCGACCGACCUGCCAUCCGCUUCGACCACUGCCGAACCAGUUGCCGUCACUGACGCCGAAUUGGUUUCUUCAUCCGCUGGAUCGGUCGAUGCUUCUACUUCUACCACCUCGUCGCCAGCCGUCACUGAAUCCGAAACGGAAUCGUCGGAAGACGGAAGCUCAACGGAUUCGGCUCCAGUAUCCAGCACGGAAGACACUAGCUCAUCCUCAGCCGCCGGAUCGGAUUCUUCCAGCAAACCCGAACCAGUCGCCACUGAAGCCACUCCAGCGGAAAGCACCGAAGCGCCGGAAGUGCAAACUGAUAAACCCGAGGAAUCGUCGACGGAAGAAUCCAGCGCCUCUGUCGAUCCAGCCGCCACGACUCAAUCAUCUGAAAUUCCUUCCGGCUCUCAGGUAUCCGUCGAGCCUACUUCCGCACCAGGAACUGGAUCGCCUUCAUCAUCCGAAGCUGCCGGAUCUGUGAGCACAGACUCUCCAUCGACGGAAUUGGUUUCCAGCACUGAAACAUCCGAAGAAGAAAUCCAGACGGAACCACCCGUAACCGCCAGUCCCACCAUCGAAUUGAGCGGCCCAUCCACUGGAUCUCCGACGUCCGGUGAAAGUGAUGCAUCCGCUCAGACUCCCAGCUCAACAUCCGCACCGGAAUCUACUGAAACGAUCAGCGAAACGGGUGGAGAUUCAGGAUCGACUGAAUCCUCGACCGACGGGUCUGUCGUUUCCGUCUCCACUUCCCAAGCUGGAUCACUUGUCACCUCAUCUCCUGACACCGAAAGCAGCAGCGGAUCUGAAGGAUCAUCCUCCUCUGCGGAACCCGCCACUGAGACCUCUGAAGUUUCAGGAUCAGUUUCCGAGUCUGGCGCCGGAUCGUCGACUACCGAAUCUUCUGCCGGAACCGAUACUGGAGCAUUCACCACAUCUGAACCUUCCGGAACGGAAGUAUCAUCCGCUGGAGAAUCUGAAGGAUCCACCGAAACAUCUCAAUCCUCUACUGCUGGAACUCAACCCGAAACGACACCUGAAUCCGCCGCUCCGCUAGAAACCACUUCAGCGCCCUCGGCUGUUUCAACCGAAUCACCUUCCGCCGCAACAGAUUCCGGAGUGAUUCCGGAUGAAGCAACUUCAACCAGAGAGCCUUCCACAACAACAACUGAAGGAAUUCCUGUAGGAUCUGAAACUGAAGCCCCUUCAACAGCCCAUCCUGGCAGUUCAACAGCUGAUCCAUCGACCACGCUAGGUUCGAUCGUAGGAUCGGAAGCGACCGUAUCUUUACCAACCGCAACGGAAGAUUCCCAAGCUUCUGUCACUGGAGUAGAGUCUGACGUCUCCUCGACUUCUCAAUCAUCUUCAGGAUCGACUGAGGCCUCAACAUCUUCCGGAGAUGCUGGAGCUUCGCCGGAACCCACUGUUGAUGUCGGAGAUGUGUCUUCCACUUCGUCGGAAUCCGCUGGAGUGACCGACCCCACCGAUAUUCUCAUUUCCGAUUCCAGUAAACCACCCAGGCCGACCCUGUCAGUUGGAUCCACCAGACCGACUGUAGCACCAAACCUCCCCACGGAAGCUUCAUCCGCCGCAACAGAAGCCCCCUCAUCAUUCACAACUGGAGCUGAAACCGGAUCUCAAGCGCCUUCCGAUCAGCUCACCACGAGUCCAGCGCCUUCCGACGCCAUCACCACAAGCUCAGCACCUUCUGAUCCGGUCACUACGAGUCCAGCAUCGUCUGAACCGAUCACCACCAGUGCAGUACCUUCUGAGCCCGUCACUACGAGUCCAGCAUCAUCCGAGCCGAUCACCACCAGUGCAGCACCUUCUGAGCCAGUCACUACAAGCCCAGCACCUUCCGAUCCCGUCACUACGAGUCCAGCAUCGUCUGAGCCAGUCACCACCAGUGCAGCACCUUCCGAUCCAGUCACAACCAGUUCAGCACCUUCCGAGCCAGUCAGCACCAGUGCAGCACCUUCCGUCGAAUCCAGCCCAACAGUUUCUGAAAUUCCGUUGAGCACCAGCAGCGUCGACUCCAGCAAUUUGGAAUUGUCAUCACCCGCCACUUCUCCGGCCACUCCGGAAGAAGUCGAAGAGCCGGAAAUCGCUCCAGGCGCUUGCCUCUUUGACGGCAAAGUCUACGUCUCUGCCCAACAGAUCCCCCGCGACGACCACUGCGACUUCUGCUUCUGCUUCCGCGGCGACAUCAUCUGCCUCCAGCAAUCCUGUCCGCCGCCCAUUCCCGGCUGCCUGGAAGAGACCAUCACCGGUUUCUGCUGCCCGCGCUACGAGUGCCCCGUCCGUCAAGUGACGCACAACGUCACCUGGCACUCGGCCGAUCACCGCAACAACAACCCAACCGGACUCGGCGGACUGGCCAGCAUUCCGCAAGGAUUCAACGUCGAGUUCAGCGAUUCCGUCCAGGACGGCGAUCAAGUCGAAGUGGAAGGAUGUGAAAUCAAGGGCGAUUUCUACCGGUUUGGUGAGCUCGUCGGACCCGCUUCCGGCCCCUGCCUCGAGUGCCGAUGCGGCAAAGGCGGAAUGAUGGAGUGCGAUCCGCGGGAGUGCCAGCCGGAGCCAACGCUGAGAAAAGUCAUGGCCUUGGCGGCCACCCGCCGUCGCCGACACGUUGACGCCGACGGCCUCGUUUGGAUCGGUGGCAAACCGAGAAGGCAUUGAGGGCCGACGGACAAACGUGUCCAUCCUUUUUUUUUAUUACAUUUUUCCAGCCACAAAAUCCAGCCACGUAAAAAACCCCCCCGUCCGUUUCUCUUCCACAACUGAAACUCUUGGACUUAAUUUCACUUCUAUCGGAAUAGAUGCGAUCUUCUUUUGUUUUUAUCCCUUACCCAAUCGAUGCACGCAAUAUAGAAGUGCAAGGCCAUUUUUAUAGUAAGACGAAUGUUCCAGUGAAUUGUUUGACAAUCUUGUCUGUCGUAACGUUUAAAAAUCUCCACGCACUAAGUUGGUUCUUUUUUGUUUCUAGAUUUUGGUUAUUAGGUUCUUCCAUUUUUAUUUUUCCCCGGGCCGAGUUAACGAAUCGGCAAAUCAGAACUCACAAAAAAAAAGACCAAUUAGACGUGUGUGUUCUUUUAUAUUUAUUCCCUUUAUACCAAAAAAAAAAAACUUUCAAAAAAUCACUAAAAAUUGAAAUGCGUAGGGAUUUUCGUCGGGGUUUUUAUUUUUCUUUCCUCAAAUGGUUCAAUGACUUUUUUUUUACACCCAAUAGUUUUAGAUUUUAAAAAACUCGCGGUUAGUGUUUAGGAAUAAAUGUUAUUAUUAGCUCCAUUUUUAUACGUUUGAGUAUACAAGCAACCAGAUGAGGAAAGGGUCUCGAUGGAUUUCUAAUUAGGCAUUUUGCGUGUGUGUGUUUGUGUGUGUGUGGAGAGAUAAAAAAACCAACGACGAAAAGAUUGAUCGAAACCAGCCACAGCCUUUCUCUGUUUAUUAUUUUAUUUUUGAUUAUGAAACAAAAAAAAAACAAUGUCGAGGUUUGUUGAAUAACUUUGGGGGAAAAUGUUGAUCUAUAUUUUUGUAGUAUUUCCAAUUCAGGUGAUGGGGUUUUCAAAUACCGUUUUGUCGUAUGAUGUGCUCUGUGUGUUAUGGCGUGUCUUGAUUUUUCCGUACAUGUAUCCCAACUCUCUCGUUCUUAGACAAGUGACGACGCUGCUCAAUAACAACGAAGUGGAAUUUUCAACAAAACAAAUAGAAAAAAAAGGACAAUUUUUUUUUUAAUAAGGGGGAAACAAUCGAAGGUGUGAAAUUCAACGCGGCAGUUAUUGGAAAAAAGGGAGAAAAAUUUGAAAACAUCAACAAAAAAAAAGGGGCUCGGCUUCUUUUAUUAUUUAUUAUUUUAGUCGUUUUUUUUUCAUCAUCGGCUUCCUUUUUUCAUAAUUCCUGACGCUUAUAUUUUUUUUUUGAUUGAUUUAAAAAAAAUUGUGUUUCGUCUUUUUCUUCGUGUUGGGGUUUUGUUAUUUCCUCAUCGAAAAAAAAGAUGCAACUCCUCUCCCGCGCUCGUCCCUAGUGGUGAUUACAAUACUCUCUCCUUAUUCCUCCUCCCCCCUUCUUGAUUUUGUUUUUUUCAUUUCCCUGAUUUGUGUAAUUUUUGUUUGUUUUUUUAAAAUACCGACCUGCAAUAACAAUCACUGUGAAGCAACAAAAAAAAAACAUUCCGCGCAAUUUUUGUUUUUUCAUUCUGCCGAUCAAAACGCAUUUGGUAUUUCUAAAACUUUUUGUUUUAAUUUUGUGUGUGGAUCGAAUACAUCGGUAGUAUUUUAUCCCUCUCAAAAA
Molecule: messenger RNA, 10218 nt
Organism: Daphnia pulex (common water flea)
Lineage: Eukaryota; Metazoa; Arthropoda; Branchiopoda; Diplostraca; Daphniidae
Product: mucin-17-like
Exons: 10
Coding region: 1780-8607 (2275 amino acids)
Molecular function (GO): protein binding
Source: RefSeq, a predicted model, not a curated record